CCCAAAUUUGAGCUGUAGAAGGCUCGUAGCAUGCUCACUCACCCGGCUCGCGCCUAGCCACGACCAAAGCAUGUCGUUGGGGCGAUGCCUGGGCCUGGUGGUGGCGGUGGCCGCGGCGGCCUUGGUGGCCGUACCCCUCUCGAACCUGCGGGUGGGCCCCAGAUGGCAGCGGGUGAUGUUCAACCAGGUGGUCUUGUCCUCGCGGAAGCCUCAGGAGUUGAAGCCGUCGGAGGUGCCGGUCGUGACCAUCUGGUACGGCAAGCCGCCUGUGUGGGAGUACGUGCUGAUGCAGGCCACUGCAGAGGCAAACAGGCUGUUUGUGCUCACCGACGUGCCGGAGAUGAUUGACCGGGGCUCUGCGGGGAACAUUGUUUUUGUGGAUGCCAGGAAGAUGAUCAAAGCCUCAGAUGCUUUUUUUGCCGGAGGAGCCACGCCGGAGAACAACGGCACGUACUACUGGAAAAUGGGCUUCAAGGAGCCAUACGAGACAUGGAACAGCCGCCGCUUCUGGGUACUUUAUGAGUUCAUGAAGCUGUACGAUUUGGAUGUGGUGUUUUUCUCUGAUUCCGACGUUGCUGUUUUGGCAAACGUGACCGAGACGUUCUGGGCACAAUACAAGGAUUGCGACUCUGCAAUUGGUUUCGAAGGGACUGGUCCGUCGAAAGACCAACCGCAGACGUUUAGCUCCUUGCUUUGGACGGGAUGGGCAGGAUCUGGCUACUUGCGACGGCGAGUUCUGAAAGACUGGCUGGACUUUGACUACUCGAUGUACAAAAAGGAGCAUCUUCCAAUCCUGUUUUACAAAAGCAAGAGAAAGCCAUACGUGUGUGACAUGUCUCUGUGGUACCUUUUUGCAGUAGCCACCAACAACUUUCCAGACGCUUGGCCGGAAGUGCAGGCUAUGAACGCGGGGGAGCUUCCCAAGGUGCCUAGAAAUUGGACAUUGUGCAACACCAUCAAUGAGACCAGCGGCAGAUCGCACUUUGAUCAUAAGCAAGGCUUCAACUACUACAAGUUCAGCCUAAACAGCUCAGGCACUGCUACCUACUUCAACCGCGUUCUGAACCAGACCGUGCAACUGCUUUCCCUUCAUUUCCAGGGGCAAACCAAGUCAUGGGCUCCGCGUGUGGUUGCUAAGUAUCUUCCAGGGCUGAAAGUCUGGCCUGGCAACCCCGCAACUACAUCCACCUCCACACGAGCGCCUAGCCCUGUGCCUAGCCCUGUGCCUAGCCCUGUGAGCCCUGUACGGUGGACGGGCAGAGAGGUGCCAGUCGUGACCAUCUGGUACGGCAAGCCGCCUGUGUGGGAGUACGUGCUGAUGCAGGCCACUGCAGAGGCAAACAGGCUGUUUGUGCUCACCGACGUGCCGGAGAUGAUUGACCGGGGCUCUGCGGGGAACAUUGUUUUUGUGGAUGCCAGGCAAAUGAUCAACGCCUCAGAUGCCUUUUUCGCCGGCAAAGCCACGCCGGAGAAUAACGGUACGUACUACUGGAAAAUGGGCUUCAAGGAGCCAUACGAGACCUGGAACAGCCGCCGCUUCUGGGUACUUUAUGAGUUCAUGAAGCUGUACGAUUUGGAUGUGGUGUUUUUCUCUGAUUCCGACGUUGCUGUGUUGGCAAACGUGACUGAGACGUUCUGGGCACAAUACAAGGAUUGCGACUCUGCAAUUGGUUUCGAAGGGACUGGUCCGUCGAAAGACCAACCGCAGACGUUUAGCUCCUUGCUUUGGACGGGAUGGGCAGGAUCUGGCUACUUGCGACGGCGAGUUCUGAAAGACUGGCUGGACUUUGACUACUCGAUGUACAAAAAGGAGCAUCUUCCAAUCCUGUUUUACAAAAGCAAGAGAAAGCCAUACGUGUGUGACAUGUCUCUGUGGUACCUUUUUGCAGUAGCCACCAACAACUUUCCAGACGCUUGGCCGGAAGUGCAAGCUAUGAACGCGGGGGAGCUUCCCAAGGUGCCUAGAAAUUGGACAUUGUGCAACACCAUCAAUGAGACCAGCGGCAGAUCGCACUUUGAUCAUAAGCAAGGCUUCAACUACUACAGGUUCAGCCUAAACAGCUCAGGCACUGCUACCUACUUCAACCGCGUUCGGAACCAGACCGUGCAACUGCUUUCCCUUCAUUUCCAGGGGCAAACCAAGUCAUGGGCUCCGCGUGUGGUUGCUAAGUAUCUUCCAGGGCUGAAAGCCUGGCCCGGGUAAAUGAAAUAAAGACGAAUAAAACUAAAGAACUAAUGAAAUGAU
Molecule: messenger RNA, 2245 nt
Organism: Effrenium voratum
Lineage: Eukaryota; Dinophyceae; Suessiales; Symbiodiniaceae
Source: the annotation of a GenBank genome assembly